GCACACUUCCAGCCUGGCUGACUUCGCCCCUGCACUGGGAUGGAUGUUGAAGCCAGCGACGUGGACCCCAGCGACGUUGACCACAAGCCCGGGUCCCAGGGGGGCAACCCCGCCGACGACACACGUGGACUAUUGGACGUGAUCUCCCAAGAGACCCAGAAUGACACCGAGGGUCAGACUCCGGCGUCGGCCUCUCCCGCCGUGUCGGAGGUGUUGGUUCAGGAUGUUUCGUGCAGUUGUACAGAGAAUGAAGAUGGCACGUUAUUGUUGAAUACAGAAUGGGAAGAUGCCGAUGUUGGAUUGGAGAUUCUGGAGGAAGCUCUGCCAUGUUUAGAGGGGCCUCUAAAGGAUGAAUUUCUCUCGCUCUGGCUGGAAGGUCACGAUCUCAGUCAUGGCGACGAUUCUCUUCUGCAGCCGACAGACACGUUGCCUUUCACGUUCUCAUCAUCGUCUUCAUCGGCCAGCCCAGAAAUGUUGAAGGACUGGGAAACAGGGAUGAACACGAGCGUCAGUGGGGUCGUCACAGAGCAGCCAUUGAAGCCAUCGAGGAGAAGCCUGCCCUGUCUGGCCCAGAGCCAAACCUUGCCCAACCAUCUCAGCAACCACUCCCUACAGCAAGGAUCCCAUCUGCAGGACACGCUCUCUGCAGGACCAUGUACCACAGAUAUCCCUGUCCAAAGCGAGAAGACUGGCUCGAGUGUCAACGACUUGCUUUACGGUUCCCAACAGGAUUCUCAGCCCAAACCCUGGGCACCAGAAUCUGUUCCCAUCUGCAUUAUUCCCCAAGAUGACGAUCAGGAGUGGAGCACAGCAGAAUCGGAACAAAGGACCUACGAUUCUCAAACUGACCAUAUCUUUCUCCUUCAGACCUCCACACAGCAAAUACUGCUGGAGCCCCCCAGCGAUGAGCGGAUGGAUAAAGAACUCUCUGUGUCGGAAAAUAGUCUGUUCUUCAAAGAUGGCCGGAAGAGGAUUGACUAUAUCUUGGUCUACAAAAAAACGGACAUGCACGUUGAGAAAAGGAGCACCUUUGAAAAGAACCUGCGUGCGGAAGGACUGCAGCUGGAGAGGGAGCAAUCCAUCACAAACGCUGACGUGAUGUUUGUGAAACUCCACGCACCCUGGGAAACUAUAUGUAAAUAUGCGGAGAUCAUGAACAUUCGAAUGCCAUUCAGUGUUCAGAAGAGCAUGCGACACGUGAAGAGCUGGCUCCCACGGAACCCGAUGCAACUCGACAAAGAAGCUCUACCCGAUCUGGAAGAGGCAGAGAGCUACACGGCACCGUUCAGUAGAGCACGCAUGCAUCACUUCACCAUCAACAACAAAGACACAUUUUUCAGUAAUUCUACCAGAAGUCGGAUUGUACACCAUGUGCUACAAAGGACCAAAUAUGAAGAUGGCAAAUCUAAAAUGGGUUUAAACAGGUUGCUGAGCAAUGGAACAUAUGUGGCUGCGUACCCACCGCAUGAGGGAAGCUACAAGAGCCGGCAUGACAUCAUCACGCAUGGCGCUCUCAAUCACAGGCACUUGCUGUACGAGCGAUGGGCCAGGUGGGGCAUGUGGUACAAGUACCAACCACUGGACCUCAUCAGACGGUACUUUGGAGAGAAGAUCGGCCUGUAUUUCGCCUGGUUGGGUUGGUACACUGGGAUGCUAAUCCCGGCUGCCCUCGUUGGGGUUCUGGUAUUUCUGUAUGGACUACUUACAUCUGACCACAGUCAAGUCAGCAAGGAGAUCUGUGACGCCAAUGAUACCCUCAUGUGUCCAAUGUGCGAGCGCAACUGUUCUUACUGGAUGCUGAGUGAAAGCUGUGCCUACGCAAAGAUGACGCACCUGUUUGACAAUGGAGGCACGGUUUUCUUUGCCAUUUUCAUGGCGCUGUGGGCCACAGUAUUUCUGGAGUUUUGGAAAAGGCGAAGAGCGGUCCUGACUUAUAACUGGGAUCUGAUUGACUGGGAAGAAGAGGAGGAAGAACUUCGUCCCCAGUUCGAAGCCAAGUAUUCCAAGAAGGAGCGUCUAAACCCCAUCACGGGCAAACCGGAACCGUUCCAGCCCUUCGUCGACAAACUCAGCCGUCUCCUGGUGUCUGUCUCAGGAAUAUUCUUCAUGAUCCUGCUGGUCCUGGCUGCGGUGUUUGGUGUGGUGCUGUACCGACUUGUGACCAUGGAACUCUUUGCCUCCUUUCGCUGGGAGUUUGUGAAGAAGAACUGGCAGUUUGCCACGGCUGGUUCGGGGGUGUGCAUCAACUUUGCCAUCAUCAUGUCUCUCAACGUGGUUUAUGAAAGAGUUGCAAGGAUGCUGACAAACUGGGAGCACCCUCGCACGGAGUCAGAAUGGGAGAACAGCUUUGCCUUGAAGAUGUUCCUCUUUGAGUUUGUCAAUCUCAACAGCUCCAUCUUCUAUGUUGCUUUCAUUCUCGGCAGGUUUGCAGGGCGGCCUGGAGCCUAUGCCAAGCUGUUUCACCGAUGGAGACUGGAAGAGUGUCAUCCCAGCGGCUGCCUGAUCGACCUGUGUAUGCAGAUGGGGAUCAUCAUGGUGCUGAAGCAAAUGUGGAACAACUUCAUGGAGCUCGGAUACCCAUUGUUACAGAACUGGUGGUCACGGAGAAAGGUGAAGCGAGCCAGUCACGAUGAGGCGAGCAAGUAUUACCUACCUCAGUGGGAGCAAGAUUGGAACCUGCAGCCCAUGAACAACCAUGGACUGGUAGACGAGUAUCUGGAAAUGGUUCUACAGUUUGGCUUCACCACCAUAUUUGUUGCUGCUUUCCCCCUCGCCCCCCUGCUCGCUCUUCUCAACAACAUCAUCGAGAUACGUCUGGACGCCUACAAGUUUGUCACACAGUGGAGGCGGCCUCUACCUGCAAGGGCCAAGGAUAUAGGAAACUGGUACGGGAUCCUGGAAGGAAUCGGUGUAAUGGCCGUGAUCACCAACGCCUUUGUCAUUGCCAUCACCUCCGACUACAUCCCUCGAUUUGUGUACACGUAUAAGUACGGACCUUGUGCGGACCAGGGAUACUCUGAUGAUAAGUGUUUGACAGGUUAUGUCAGUGAAAGCCUGGCUUAUUUCAACAAGAGUGAGUUUGGUACUCACGACACUGGCUACUGCAGGUACAGAGAUUACCGGGCUCCUCCGUGGGAUCCUAACCGGUACGAGGUCACGCUACAGUUCUGGCACGUCCUGGCUGCGCGAUUGGCUUUCAUCAUCGUGUUUGAGCAUUUUGUGUUUGGCUUCAAGGCCUUCAUCGCCUACCUGAUCCCCGACAUGCCCAAGGACCUGUGCGACCGGAUGCGCCGGGAGAAGUACCUGGUGCAGGAGAUGAUGUACGAGGCGGAACUGGAACACCUGCAGAAGGAGAGGAAGCGGAGCGGCAGCCGAUACCAUGAAUGGCCUUAGCAUGACGAAUGCAAACACUGACCACAUCAUUGCCAUGGGACUGUACUGCUAUGGAGCCGUCAGCUAAGCUGCACAAGUUCUUGCAAGUUUUUUUAAAUGUCUUACAUAUAUAUAAAUAUAUAUAUAUAUAUAUCUAUCUAUAUAUAUCUAUAUAUGUAUAUAAAAAUAUACAUAAACUUUUAUAAAGACCUCAAAUGCAUGUUAUCAAAAGAUCAAAACGUUGAGUGCUGAAUCUGAUUUUGGAUUUUAAGUCUGCAAGAUUGGUCGGUCAGGAAACCACGUGACAAUUUCGGUGUUUGAUUUUAUUUUCGAGAAUUGCCACAAAAAGAUGAAUGCAAGUUCGCUGGUCAGGUUUGGUUGGUCCAUUUUUACCAAAGAGCAAGAUGUCUAUUUUCUAGGCUGGACCCGUUUGUUUAAGGUGGAGAUUGACAGAUUCUCCCCAGUUUCGAGCGCCUCACGUUGUUUUGCCGAGCCUGUCCUGCAUUGUGGCACAGAUGCCGUCAGACAUCUCCCCCCCCCCCCC
This is a messenger RNA of Amblyraja radiata (thorny skate), 3916 nucleotides long. RefSeq names its product anoctamin 3 (gene ano3). Gene Ontology annotation, biological process: chloride transmembrane transport. Gene Ontology annotation, cellular component: plasma membrane. The coding region runs from base 40 to 3393 and encodes 1117 amino acids. Lineage: Eukaryota; Metazoa; Chordata; Chondrichthyes; Rajiformes; Rajidae. Gene Ontology annotation, molecular function: protein dimerization activity; chloride channel activity. The record is from RefSeq and is a predicted model, not a curated record. The transcript has 28 exons.